Molecule: messenger RNA, 2925 nt
Organism: Microplitis mediator
Lineage: Eukaryota; Metazoa; Arthropoda; Insecta; Hymenoptera; Braconidae
Gene: Mtmr6
Product: myotubularin-related protein 6
Exons: 10
Coding region: 258-2276 (672 amino acids)
Biological process (GO): dephosphorylation
Molecular function (GO): metal ion binding; phosphatase activity
Source: RefSeq, a predicted model, not a curated record
AUCUUCGAGUGCCCCUUCUAUUGGACAAAUAAUAUAUUUACUUUAUUUUUUUUUUAUAUUAAUUUAUAUGAAUUUUAUCAGUAAUAUAUUUAAAAAUAAUCGAUUAUUAUCAUGAAGUGACUUGAGUUAAUGCCAAUAUUAUUGGCCAAAUAUAUAAUAUUGUUAGUAUAGAUUAAUACCUGUCUAAUUUUGACAGCUAUCGUGUUUAAGUAUUCAAUAACGCAUGUCAAUAUUUAACUUAUAAAUAAUAAGUAAUCAUGAAUCCUAUGGAAUUAAUUAAAAUUGGAAAGGUUGAGAAUGUCAGAAUGUUGGAUAGAUACAGCAACAAACAUUCGGUAGGAACUUUGUAUCUGACAGCAACACAUUUAAUAUUCACUUACCCGAAUGAAAAAAAACAAAUUUGGGUUCUAAAUACACAUAUUGCUAGUAUUGAAAAACAACCGCUGACUACUGCUGGAUCUCCAUUACAUAUUAAAUGUAAACAUUUUUUAACGAUGACAUUCAUCAUCACUAAAGAGCGGGACUGCCAUGAUAUUUAUUUAACAUUAAUGAGAUUAUCAUCUCCAGCUCGUAUAGAUGACGUUUAUUGUUUUCACUCGCGAAUAAGCAAAAACUUGACCCCGAAAUUUGAUGGCUGGAGUUUAUUUGACAUACAGAAUGAAUUCCAACGUCAAGGAGUACCUAAUUCUGAAUGGACACUGACUUAUUUGAAUACUAGCUAUGAACUUUGUGAUACUUAUCCUAGAUACCUUUAUGUUCCCUCAACUUGUACAAAUAAUAUUCUUGUUGGAAGUGCUAAGUUUAGAAGCAAAGGACGGCUGCCUGUACUCACUUAUCUUCAUUCUAAUAAGGCUGCCAUUUGUCGAUGCAGUCAACCGUUAUCGGGAUUUAACGCACGUUGUCUUGAAGAUGAACAAAUGCUGUAUCAUAUUCUUUGUACGAAUCCUAAUGCUAAAUUUAUGUAUGUCGUUGACACACGACCCAGAAUCAAUGCAAUGGCAAACAGAGCAGCAGGAAAAGGAUACGAGAAUGAAAACUUUUAUGACAACAUUAAAUUUAGAUUCUUUGGGAUUGAAAAUAUUCAUGUUAUGAGAGCGAGCUUAAACAAACUUAUUGAUCUGCAGAAAACGACAUCGAUGAGUGCAUUCUUGAAUGGAUUAGAAAGUAGCGGCUGGCUCAAACACAUUAGAUCAAUUUUGGAGACCGGAUGGUUUAUAGCCAAAGCCAUAAUAAAUGGCACGAAUGUCGUGGUGCAUUGUAGCGAUGGUUGGGAUCGUACUGCUCAAGUUUGUUCAGUAGCUGCAUUGCUUUUGGAUCCAUUUUACAGAACAAUCCAAGGAUUCCAAGCUUUAAUUGAAAAAGACUGGCUUGCAUUCGGACAUAAAUUCAGUGAUCGAUGUGGCCACAUCACAAGCGAUCCCAAAGAAUUAGCUCCGAUAUUUACGCAGUUUAUUGACGUGACGUACCAACUACUCCGACAAUAUCCUUAUAUGUUUCAAUUUAAUGAACACUUUCUACUUAUUCUUCAUGAUCAUGUACACAGCUGUCAACAUGGAACAUUUAUUGGAAAUAAUGAAAAAGAGAGACAGUUGUUGCGAUUAUCUGAAAGAACAAAAUCAUUAUGGGAAGAUAUAGCGGCUGAAAUAAACGAGUACAUAAAUCCACUGUAUGCGAGCAAUAAUUAUAAAGAUGAAUGCAAUAAAGUAUUAGAACCAAAGUUAUCACCUCAAAAUAUUGAAUUAUGGAAAGGUCUUUAUUUUCGUUUCGAAAAUGGGAUUCAUCCGAGAGAAACUGGAGAAGAUUAUGUACUUGCUCUCCAUAAUCACACGGCGUCGUUGGAGGAUCAUAUUAAACUACUUAUUAAACGAGUCAAUAAUUUAAGUCAAUUGCCCAAGGGUAAUACACAAAAUAAUAGCAAUCAACCGGACUACAAUUACGACAAUGAAUUUAGCAAAGACGUUGAUUCUGAAAAAAUAAUUGACAAGUCGGAAGACAAUGAAGACGAUACAGCAAAUACCGAAGCUUUGAUAAAUCAGAUAGAAGAUGAACUUAAAAGUGUUGCUUUAGAUUGGAAAACUAGCAGCAAAGUUGAAGAAUGUUCUUGCUGUUCGACCUUCGACGCUUUUAAUAAAAAGAACCACUGCUGGUCUUGUGGAAACGUUUUCUGUAUACGAUGUAUAGAAGAGGAACCUAGAUCAUUGUCUGGACAUUUAUCUCAACGUGUAGUACCCAGAUGUAAAUCUUGCUCACGGAAAUCUCCAACAACACCAUCCUGAAAGCUAACAGCAGCCAUCUGCAUAAAAUAUUAGCAAACUUAAGAGUCAUACAUUUUUUUGUUAAUUACUGUGUACUAUAUUUAGUAUACAGGUACGUUUUUUAUAAAUUUAACCGAAAUCAUGUCAAAACGAUAGAAUAAUAUUUAAAAAAAAAAAUUAAGUUACCCAAAGAUCGAGUGAAGUAUUUUAACAAAAAAGAGAAUGUUUUAAAAUAAUAUGCACAGUUAAAUAAAAUUUUAUUUCACACAUUCAAAUCUAUUUAAAUUCGUACCUAUCAUUGAAAUUUUUAUAAUAUUCUUAACUUAUUUAAAUUUAAUUAGUAAUUUUAACAAUAUGCUAUUGCAUUAUUUUGAUCCCAGCUUGUGUAAAAAUGAAUAUAAAAAAUAAUUACAACACAAGUUAAUUAAAAUUUAAUAAUAAAACUGACAAAUUACAUGAAAAAAGAGUUGCAAUAUUAAUAUUUAUCAUAAUCAAUUAUAAAUUAUAACAAUUAAAUAAAAUAAUAUAUAAUAUUGUAAUUGAUAUACAAACUAUGAGUGAACAAAUAAAUGAAAACAUAUUUUAUUAUUAUAUUUAAAUAUUAUCGUAUGUAUAAGGCAAAUAUUAGCUUCUUCAUUGGACGUGAAAACGAUGAGUGAAAAAAAAAUAA